CGCCUCCUCCUUCAUUCCGCUGCUCCUUCUUCGUCAAUUUCAACAGCUAAGAUCAAACCGAGCUUGCCGAAGGACGCUUCAAGCUGCUCUCCGAUCUGCAUUUCCCUGUUGGCGAGCGGAAUCUCUGCGGUUUGUCGCUCAAUUUCUCCGUCGAAGCAGCUCGACGAUGAUCCGAUUCAUACUUCUGCAGAACAGGCAAGGCAAGACUCGCCUGGCCAAGUACUACGUCCCCCUCGAGGAUUCCGAGAAGCACAAAGUCGAGUACGAGGUUCAUCGGUUGGUGGUGAAUAGGGAUCCUAAAUUCACGAACUUCGUUGAGUUCCGGACGCAUAAGGUUAUCUACAGGAGAUAUGCAGGGCUGUUCUUCUCUCUCUGUGUGGAUAUUACGGACAAUGAAUUGGCAUACUUGGAGUGCAUCCAUUUAUUCGUCGAGAUAUUAGACCACUUCUUCAGCAACGUGUGCGAGCUUGAUUUGGUGUUCAAUUUCCACAAGGUUUACCUGAUACUCGAUGAAUUCAUUCUUGCUGGGGAAAUUCAAGAAACAAGCAAGAGGGCUAUUAUAGAGAGAUUGGGGGAACUGGAAAAGCUUGAAUGAUAGGUUAUCCUCUUUGCCACAGAGAGAGAGAGAGAGAGAGAGAGCUUCAUGAGGCAUUAAUUUCUGUAUUGUAGUGUUUCAAGUGUUCCAUUCUAAUUCUAUGUUCAUGUUUGUGAAAUAGUUCUUUGUUCUUUUCUCUGGGUAUUAUUGCAACACACUUUCACUUCAUGGUGGUGUUAUGUCAGCUUGUGUUCUGUGGCGAAAAUUACGGAAAGUUUGUUAAUAAUUU
This is a messenger RNA of Punica granatum (pomegranate), 824 nucleotides long. The record is from RefSeq and is a predicted model, not a curated record. NCBI's taxonomy places the organism in Eukaryota, Viridiplantae, Streptophyta, Magnoliopsida, Myrtales, Lythraceae.